Molecule: messenger RNA, 7204 nt
Organism: Pseudopipra pipra
Lineage: Eukaryota; Metazoa; Chordata; Aves; Passeriformes; Pipridae
Product: mucin-4-like
Exons: 12
Coding region: 110-6460 (2116 amino acids)
Biological process (GO): cell-matrix adhesion; regulation of signaling receptor activity
Molecular function (GO): ErbB-2 class receptor binding
Source: RefSeq, a predicted model, not a curated record
CUCCAGCUCUGCAGGAGAGGCAGGCAGGGAGGGACAGACGGAGCUGCUCCUUGCUGCUCUCUCCUCCCUUUGAGCUUCCUAGUGCUCUGCCUGUGUGGGGGCCUGAGGAAUGGGGACUAGGGGAUGGACGCUCUCCACCUUCCUGGGAUGCUGCGUAUGGAUUCUGCAUGGGCUUGGGGCUGCUGCUGCCCCUGUCACUACUGAGGGGCCCUUUACUGUGGGGACAGCUUUUCCCAUCACAGCAGAGAAUGAAGGGCCCAGUGCCCUGGUGACGGGCACUGCAGACACAAGCACCACGGCGGCUGAUGCUGAGAUAGACGAGAGCAUCUUCACGAGGAGCCCACUGAGUUCGACCUUCCCUCCCGGGACUGAGCUGGACUCUUUUGUGACUGUGACGAGUGAAUAUGGCUCUACAGUGCCAACCUUGAUGAAUGUGACCAAGCCUCUUAACACAUCUCAGGGUAUUGAGGGGGGGUUGGCUGCUUCCACUACAGCCAUAACCGCUGCCGCUAUCACUGCACAACACCCUGCUGUCACCCCAGAAGCAGAGCAUGAGGUAAUAGAGGCCACUCCUGAUCCCACCCUAGACAUCAACCCAGAUGUGAAGGAAGACAUCCCUGCAGCUGUGACCAGAGGAGAAGAAGACAUAGACCUCACCACUGGCAAUAUGUCCUACCCUACCACCCCUCCCCCAGCAGAAACCUGGGUGCCACAGCCAACUGCUGGCAGCCCCGCGAGUGUCAGUGUCACUGUGCUACCAAGCCAAGGGCUGACCACAGCCAUGGGAGCAGUUGAGGAAGUCGUAACUCUGUCUGCAUCUGUCCAAAGUGGAGCCAAUGCCAACUCCUUAAGUCCCAGCCCCAGCACUGAGGAGCUGCUUACGACCCAGCAGGGUGGAGUGGUGAGCAGGGUUGAGGGCACUAACCCAGAGACAGCAGAAGAAAUGGCCCCAGCUGCUGAGGAAAGUCCCUUGGCUUCAGAGUCUGGAGAUGCAGGAGAUACAACGAAUGGUGAAUUCAGCACAGCCGGCUCAUCCCACCUACCUCCGGAGAGCCCAGUGAUGUCAGAAACAGUGGGAAACCCUGGGGAGCCCUCCUUCCUCCCUGGCCACGCAGUGCCAAGCCCAGAUGCUUCGCUGGCACCGUCCACAGGGAACGGAGAUGGGCAGGGAGUGUCUUCUGGUUCAGCUCUGUCACCUGCAGCCAGCGAGGCACCAGUGGCACCCGAGGAAACAGAGGACACUGCCACAACACUGCUGGCCCCAGAGGUUCCCACUUAUGCACAGAGUGAUAUGAAUCUCCCAACCGUGGCCACUGUGCUGCCCACAGGAGACGUGGGGGCUGUGGGUCUGGACAAUCCAUCCCUGCAGCCUGACCCAUGGCAGACCUUCACCGGAGAACAGCCACCACUGCUUCCUGAUGCUCUGACAGACACCCCCAGUGCUCCUGGGGCUGCUUACCCACUCCCAGGGGCUGAAGCCAACACCCUGUCUGCAGCUGAUGGUGCAGCAGAGACACCUUCCAGCCCCGACCUCACUACUGCCCCAGAAGCACCCAUGUCUCCAUCUCUUGGAGAGUCACAGUCAGGAGGGAUGCCAGAUGGACCUCCCCAAGAAUCUGAUGGACCUGACGCUGGCUUGAGUUCAGAUUCAGAUGCCGCUAGCCCAGCCCCCUUUGUACCUGAUGGACUGGCAUGGCCCACUGCUGGGGUCCAGGGUCAGGGAGCUCAGGGGGCAGAGGACAUGGCACAGGCAGGAGGUCCAGGGGAUGGCAGUCCCUAUACAGACACCCAGAGUGACAUAAGCCUUUCAGACACCCAGCCCUCAGCCUCUUCUGCUAAUAAUGGAGAGCUGCUGGCUGGAGGAACAGGAGAUUUGGCAAGUGCUGGACAGUCGCCUCCAUCAGCUCUUGGGGAUGGAACAGGAGCAGGAGAUGCCUCAGCACUGGGAGAAGCGUCCUCACCUGGUUCUGUACCUCCCAGCAGUGCUGGAAUGGAGCCUGAUCUCUCAGGGGCUGAAGGACCAGUGGACCUGCCCAGUGAAUCUGCCAGUGGUCCUGGAGCUGUUUACCCACUCCCGGGUACUGUGUCUGGCCCUGCAUCUGAGACAGAGACAUCAGCGAGCCCCAACCUCAAUGGUGCCCAGGGAGCACCUGGGUCUCCAUCCUUUGGUGGGUUGCAGCCAUGGGGAACAGCAACUGGUGCUCCCCAGGGAGCUGGUCUCCCUGGAGCUGAAGGACCAGACUCUGGCUUGUCUUCAUCAGGAGAUGCCCCCAGCUCAGCAGUUCAUGGACUGGUAGGACCCCCAUCACCUGCCCUUGAGGACCAGCUUGGCACAAACCUGGGGCUGCCAGCAGCUGGAGGGCCUGGAGUGGGCACGGCAGAGCAGGCACUGGAAGGAGCAGGCAGUGGGAUUGAUUCUGAGCCGUCCCUGAGCUCCACUGCAGGCAGUGGGAUGGCAGCUGGGAUAGAUCAACUUCCCGGUGAAGGUUCCUCAUCCGAUUCUGCCUUUCCCAGUGAUGUGGUGGCAGCACCAUCUGUUUCAAGGGGUGAUGAAGCGGGACCCAUCUCAGGUGCACCCCUUGGCCCUGACAGCCUGUCCUCAGCCUCUCCGGCCAGUGAAACUGGCCCAGGGCUUGGUCUGGUGGAGGGGGCAGAGAGUGCAGGGGAUGUGGCACAGGCUGGAAACCCAGAAAGUCCCUACAUAGAGACAAAUCCUUCAGCCUUCAACCCUCAGCAGGACCCCGCUAACACCAGAGAGCUGCCAGCAGGAGAAACAGGGGCUCUGGUGAAUACUGAGCAGUCCCCUCCACUAGCUCUCGGGGACGGAACAGGAGCAGGAGAUGCCCCGGCACUGGGAGAAGCGUCCUCACCUGGUUCUGUACCUCCCAGCAGUGCUGGAAUGGAGCCCAAUCUCUCAGGGGCUGAAGGACCAGUGGACCUGCCCAGUGAAUCUGCCAGUGGUCCUGGAGCUAUUUACCCACUCCCGGGGACUGUGUCUGGCCCUGCAUCUGAGACAGAGACACCAGCAAGCCCCAACCUCAAUGGUGCCCAGGGAGCACCUGGGUCUCCAUCCUUUGGUGGAUCGCAGCCAUGGGGAACAGCAACUGGUGCUCCCCAGGGAGCUGGUCUCCCUGGAGCUGAAGGACCAGACUCUGGCUUGUCUUCGUCAGGAGAUGCCCCCAGCUCAGCAGUUCAUGGACUGGUAGGACCCCCAUCACCUGCCCUUGAGGACCAUCGUGGCACAAACCUGGGGCUGCCAGCUGCUGGAGGGCCUGGAGUGGGCACGGCAGAGCAGGCACUGGAAGGAGCAGGCAGUGGGAUUGAUUCUGAGCCGUCCCUGAGCUCCACUGCAGGCAGUGGGAUGGCAGCUGGGAUAGAUCAACUUCCCGGUGAAGGUUCCUCAUCCGGUUCUGCCUUUCCCAGUAAUGUGGUGGCAGCACCUUCUGUUUCAAGGGGUGAUGAAGCAGGACCCAUCUCAGGUGCAGCCCCUGGUCCUGACAGCCUGUCCUCGGCCUCUCCGGCCAGUGAAACUGGCCCAGGGCUUGGUCUGGUGGAGGGGGCAGAGAGUGCAGGGGAUGUGGCACAGGCUGGAAACCCAGAAAGUCCCUACAUAGAGACAAAUCCUUCAGCUUUCAGCCCUCAGGAAGAUCAACUGCCUGGUGCAGGUUCCUCAUCUGGUCCUGCCCUUCCCAGUGGUGAGGUCGCAGCAUCCUCUGUUUCAGAUCCAGCCAGCCAGAGUGCACUUGGAGGAGAGGGCAAUGCUCCUGAGGCUCUUCAGCCUUCCCUGGAUGCUGGGCCUGGGGUUCCUGCUGCUGCAGGAGAAGGGGCAAGUGAAAUGGCUGGUAAUGGAGAGUCCAUGGGGCAGUCCCAGGCUCCUACUGGAAAUGGACCAACUGGUUCAGGAACCCCUGAUGAAGAUAUGGGAGAUGUGUUGCAGUCUGUAUCUUCUUCCUCAUCUACAGAGGGAUCUUCAUUGCUUGGGAGGACUGAUGAGGCUGUUAGCAAAGCAAGUCUUCCUGGAGCUGAUGGAGCCGAUGGUGGCUUGAAUACAGGCUUGGGGGCCACUGGCCCCCAGGAAGCCCCUGUGUCUGUCCCUGGCAUCCAAAGUAGUGCCAAUAUUGAACUUUCUGAUGGAAAACAGAGCCAAGUCGAUGUGGUGCAGGUGCCUGGAGGAGCCUCGGUGAAUGGGGCAUCUUCCCCCGGUGCCAGUCUGGUUCCAGUGGCUCCAGACAACAGCGGUGUUUCUGACAGCACGGCCACCUCGACAGCUGCUUCUCUGCUUCUCCCUGAGCAUGGGCUGAGCUCGGGGCUGGCACCCAAUGGAGACACCCACUCUGCCCCUGGCACCCAGAGUGGGAGCAGACCCCUGGUGCCAGGGGCACCGUCUGGGCCGGCAGGAGAGUCUGGAGGCAUUUCUUGGUCUCUUGAAGAUGAGUUGGCCUCAGGGAUGCCAGCACCUUUGGGAGAAGCAUCCCCCCAUGCUCCCAUAUCCCCCAACACUUCCCCCGUGCUGCCUUCUGCUCCACAGAGAGGAAAUGCUGCAGAGGGGGUGUCUGUCAGCCCUGGGCUUUCCACUCCACUUGCGGCACGUGAGUCAAUAGUGGGGUCCUCUGCAGGGGGAAAGGGGGAGCUGGGGGCUUCUGUGCCAGGGAGUCGUGUCUUGCUCCUGCCUCCCUGCCAGCCAGGAAGCACUGGAGCCCCCUCCAGGGAUGCCAACAGCCCUGUGCCUGGGAAAGCAAGUGCUGUGCUCCCCAGAGUGAUGGCAGGGCAAGGGGACGUGGCCCGGCUCCUUCCCAGUGUGACUGGAUCUGGGGCAGAUAUGGAAACACCCACUCACUCCCUACCUCAGGGGAGCCCAGGGCUCCCUGGCCUUCCUCUCACUGGGAUCACUGCUGGUAGCACUGGAUCAAAAAUCCCAGGUCCAGGUCCUACUGGUGGCUCACCAUCCGCUGCCCUGCAUCCUAUCCUGGGCAGUGAGCUGACCACCAGCUCAGCAAAUGGAGCUCCUGCCACCGCUGGGUCGAGCCUCCCCAGAGCCUUCCCAGGCCAGGGGGGAUCCCAGGGAGGGUUCCCAGCCACUGCAUGCCCUGGCACAUCCUGCAGCCCGGCUCCUGCCGACCCAGCCCCGCAAACCCCCCUCCUCAGGGGCAGGGAGGUGCUUCCCAGGCCGGGAACUUCCACUGUCACCUCCCACACAUCGUCCCCCGUGGUUCCAGCUCCACCAGGAAGGCCAGCAGCUGCCCCAACCCUGCUGCCCAGCCCCGCAGUUCCAGCUGUGCCCCUCUAUGGAUAUGGAGCGAGGGAAAAUGAUCGGGAGUAUGUGGAAAGGAGAGUAGAUUUUAAUUCUCCACUUUUCAAGCCCGAGACUGGAUUCCCAUUUGGGAGAACCCUGCGUGACUCUCUCUACUUUACAGACAAUGGACAAAUCGUUUUCCCAGCCUCGGAAAAAGGCAUCUUCACAUAUCCCAACCCUCCUUCUGGCGGCUUCAAUGGCCAUGAGGAGGUUCCCAUGAUCGCUGUGUUUUGGGACAACGCCGACUUCUCCAGUGGGGUGGGCACCACCUUUUACCAGGAGUUCUCCACCCUCAACACGGCCAAGCCUCCGUUUGUCCGUGACGUGGAAGCGAAGGUUCGGCAGUACAUGAGGUCCUCCUACUCUGCAGCCUGGACCCUGAAAAUCACCUGGGAGAAGGCACCUGUUUAUGCAUCACGGAGUGACACCCGGAAGACGAUCACAUACCAGGCCAUCCUGACCACCGAUGGAUUCAGGUCCUACAUCCUGAUGCUGUACCAGGACAGAGGGAUGCAAUGGGAUUACACCAGACUCGCUGCCACCAAUGUGCUCAUUGGCUACACCAGUGGGGAUGGCUUUUACUACAACGAUGACCUGAGUAAGAGACCUCCAGCUGUUAAAUAUCGCCCUGACCAGUUCAGGGGCUACAACACAGACCUCCGUGGGUUGUGGAUUUACAAGCUGGAGAGUCGCGUGGGCAUCAACUACCGGCUGAAGUGCCUGGCAUGGACGGGGCAGCAGCAGGAGCCACGGGCAUGGAGCCAGGGCCUGCCCACCUGCCCCUGCUCCCUGCAGCAAGGGCAGCAGGACCCACGCUUCAAGAGCAGCCGUGGAGGCCGGUGGGCUGCCCGUGUCUCCAUGCUGCACUCAGCCUCCCCCAACCAGCACGGCGCCGGCGUCCGCUGCCUGUACGACAGCCAGAACCAGCUCAUCGAGGGGCGGCAGGAGAGGUACUGGAGGUCCUCCAGGCAGGCGUCGCCCUACCGUGACCAGGAGCUGAAGCUGUACGACUGGUGCUGCAACCGAGCGGGCAGUGCCCACCUCUGCGCCCGCUACAGUGAGAAGCGGCCGAAGAUCGGCUGUGAUGGAUACCAGUCACCUGGCACGGAUUCCUCGGAGGAGAUAGAGAGAGACUCAGAUGAGGAAACAGAUGGAGACGACGAGUAACUGGGGGGUUGCACACCCACAGCAUGGUCUGGGCCACGGCUGAUCCUUUGGAUCCUUUGCUCUGCUCAUCCCCUGUGUCCUCCCCUAGAACCCAUUGCCCCUGCCCACCAUGCAGGGCAUCUCACUCGUCUAGUGCCCGUGGUUGCCUGCACUGGCAACUCCGUAUUUCUACAUGAACUAUAUGUUUCUAACCCAGACUUGUCCCAAGGAGUCAGUUGUUUCAGGUGUCCUUUCCCAGCUGCAGCUGAGUGGGUGCCCAUGGGCACCUCCUUGCUGGCAGGGAGGUGGGCAGGUACCCCCCACCACACACACACCACCCUUGUCCUUCCUACAUCCCGCUGUGUUCCCAUUCUGCAGGGUGAGCCUGGACCCCUGGCACCCAGGGAAAAGGUUUCUACACCUUGCAUGGGUUGACUGUGGCCACUCCCCUGAGUGUCAGGGUGUACCAGGCUGGUCCCAUGAGCCAGUCCUGUCUUGUCCUCCACUUCUGUCCCCCAGCCAUCCCUCACCGAGUGGUCCCUGGGCCCUGUGCCCAGGAGAAGGGACCGAUUCUCCGGAUCAAGCCAGAAUCAGCUUGUCACGUCUGCUGGGUGUGUGAGGGCAAAAUGCAACCCCAUGAUCAGAAAUGUUGGGAGAAAAAUAAUUUUUUGUGUGUAAGUGAGCAUAUUCCUUUCUUACAAAAAAUAAAUCAUUACCAAAUCUUGUUUGUUCAAUAAAACCUCUGAAGGUUCUGAGCAUCACUGA